Molecule: messenger RNA, 317 nt
Organism: Racocetra fulgida
Lineage: Eukaryota; Fungi; Glomeromycota; Glomeromycetes; Diversisporales; Gigasporaceae
Source: the annotation of a GenBank genome assembly
GCAAUAGGAAAUUAGAAAACGAUCUUAAUAAUCUAACCCACAAAUGCAAACCCGGCAAUGUUAAUUUUUGCGGAAUUGAAAUGGAUGAAGGAUAUGAGUCUGAAGUUGAGAAAGAAGAAGCCUUUGUGACCCCCGUGGCCCAACAAUGUUCUAAAAGAUUAGAGGAUCAAGCCGCAGAAAGAUAUCGGUUCAUUCUCUCUAGACCAGAAACCCCUGUUGUGCCUUCAGUAAACGUGAACCCUUUGCAACCAGUAUCACAAGCCCCGGUAGCACCUCCGGUCAAUAUGAUCCCUUCCCAACCAAUACCAGAAGCCCCA